This is a messenger RNA of Parasteatoda tepidariorum (common house spider), 3967 nucleotides long. The record is from RefSeq and is a predicted model, not a curated record. Lineage: Eukaryota; Metazoa; Arthropoda; Arachnida; Araneae; Theridiidae.
AUGGUGACCUGCCGUUGUCGUAAUUUGGGUAGCAUUGCUUUACUGCUAGAAGAAAUCGGAGUUGGUAGGCGAUUGGCAUCAGAGAGUCCAAUGGGAACAAUGAUAACUAUUAGUUGCAUAACUUCACUCUGCCUCAUCCUUCUAACAUUCGUUGUAAAUUUUCUCUUAAAAAAGGGAGAACACAACUUAUCUGUUUUCAUCCUCAUCAAUAUAUUAGUUUGUAUGGGUGCUAUUCAACUAUUUUUUCUAUUGGGAGUGAACAGCACAACGCACUUUGAAAUUUGUAUGAGUAUUGCUUUAUUUUUGCACUAUCUCUUCCUGGUACUAUGCUUUUGGGUUGUUUCGUAUGGGUUUUACUUACUUCGAAGAUUGCGCUCAUCUGCUGAAUAUAUCGGAAACUUCAGAGAUUAUUGCGCUGUUUGCUGGAUUUGUCCUCUACUUCUGUUGAUUAUAUCAUUUGUUGCUAAUCCCGAAGGCUACGAAGCAAGACAAUACUGUUGGCUGAACAUCAGGCGUGGAAUUUUCUGGUCUUUUGUUCUACCCGUUACCGGAUUAAUUAAGGUCAAUACAAGCAUCAUGAUUGUAUCCUUGAAAACCUUCAAUGAGCAAAUGUCAAUGACUCACAGGACAGAAAUUUAUAGAAUCAGAAAUUCGUUGAGAGCUGGAAUUACUCUCCUUCCCGUAUUCGCCAUCAAUUGGUUCUUUGGUUUACUCGCCGUAGAAGAUUCCAUGAAUGUUGGACUACAAAUUAUUUUCUCCUUGACAAACUCUAUCCAAGGCAUCAUGACAUUCAUUUUCUUCUGCAUAAUGGAUAACAAUAUCCAGCUUACAUUCCGACUAAAACUGGCUGUGGUGUCUAAAAAACCGAAAGUAUCUGCUAUGAAAUUGAAGAAAAGUGGAUCAUUUCCGAUUUUUGAAAGACCCCUUCUUUCUCUGUCUGAAGAUAACAGGAGAACAGACUGCACCCCUCUAUUGGCCAAUCGAAUGUCUUACCACGAUUCUGUUGAGGAUCCUUGCUGUUCAAAUAUUCGGGUUUAACAGCAAAAAAAAUUCUUAUUUGUUUAACGAUGUGAAUUUGAAAAUCUGAUAAUGUUCGAGUUUUACUCAAAACAUUGUUAUUGGAAAAAUAAAAUGGCAUGAUUUUUUUUUCUCAUCUUAACUUAUACAAAUACAUUUUAUAGUUUACUAUGAAUUUAAGAAAACUACAAGUAAAUGCAGUUUAUGGUUUAUCAAAUAUCUUCCGAUUUUAAAUAGAGCAAAAUUGCAGUUUGAAAUGAUUGAACGCAAUCAACAGGGCGUCGCUUUAUAUAUAAAAAAAAUUAGUGACAAUGGAAUUAUGUUUGUGGUUGGCUAAUAGAAUGAUCCAGAUACUUGCCAACAAGCCAUUGACAUUUGCAUUGCGUUAGGCUAUUUUGGGAAACUUUCCAGUACUUUCUGAUCAGCCUGACACUUUCUAGGCUUAUUGCUUUGAGCCCAUAUACCCUAGGGUCAAUUAGAAACUAUAUUCAAUGUUCAAUUAGUCUCAUUUAUCACAAACAUUUUGUAAUAAGCCCAGUAUAGGUAAGGCUUUUUGUAAAUAGCCUUGUUAAAGAUUCAUCAAACCUGAAAAGGUUUACCGAAAUAAACCAGAACAAAUUCAGUCAGGUUAAUUAUUUUUCGCACAUUUCUUUAUUUUCUUAAAGGCAUAUGUGCUGAUUAAAAUAAGUCUUCAGAAUAUCAGGAAAAUUAGAAAUUACUGAAUAGUUGUCUAAAUAGUCUGGUGGAACAAAAAACACUGUCGACAUUAAAAAACAAUGAUGAAUUUCCAAGUAGCCUAGCGCAUUACAAAAUACUUCCGACAUUUAUAGGGAGCUCGAUUUUUCUAUUGACCUACAUUAUAUACUCAUACAUGUUUGCUCCGUUGAUUUUUAAUGCGGAAGAAACACGCUAAGAUUUAGCAAUGAGAGAUAUUUGGUGCAUCCAUAUGAGGAAAAUCUAAGAAUUCUGCUUAUUUUUUCCUAUUGCUUAGAGGAAUUUGAUAACUUUUUUUUUAUUCUUUAACAACAUUUUCCUAUAACACCAAAGAAUAUGAUUCCUUGUUAGACAUGUGGCUAAACCAAGGAGAACGAUGUUUAAGACUACUAGACAUAAGUACAUUUUACUGGUUUGUGCAAACCGGGGUAUAAUAAGUUGUUGCAACGAAAGAUAUAAUCAUUUUAAUAAAACAAAUAAUCAAUAAAAGUUAUUAAAAAUUGCAUAAAAUGAGAUUUUAAAUGCUUUUUCCAGAUGUAAGCUAAGUAUAAUAUCAGUGAGUUAUUAAAUCUGGGCACAGCUCAAAAUGUGUAUUUAUGAAAAUGGACAUAAUUAUUUAAGCGAAUGGACAAAUAAUUUGAUUCCGUUUUCCAAACUUUUUAUAUGAGUAUUGCUUUUUUUAAAAGAAUAAACUAAUGCAUCCAAUUAAAUUUGUAAUAUGAUAUCACACACCCACUUCUAUAAAUUAGUCUUUUUUUUUUAAAGUCAUCAGCUGUUUUUGCAAAGUUGCCGCGAGUGAUAUAAAUUUAUAAUAGAGUGGUAGUAAAUUUACGUUGUAGGAAUUUAGGGUUUUAAAACUCACUUUAUCGCUUAAAGCUCAGAAUACGAAGACGAAAUACACGAAUACAAAACACACAUUUCAAAGACAUCGCUUGAAACGUUACAUCUGUAAUAGGCUUUGCCACCCCAAUCCCGAAGUACGGGAAAUUUAAUCGUAAUGAUUAUGCUCCGUAUUUAAAUGAGUGAGGAGAAAUGAACACAUAAUUCCUAGUUUCAGCUGUUAUAUUUGGGUUGAAAACUGAAAAAGGCUCAUUUUUUUGCCGUGCCCACUUUCGUAAACACUCGUUUUGAUGUUUGUCUAUUUUUGAAAACACGCAUUUCGGGCCAUGUCCAAAUUUAAAAACUCACAGACGAUGAAUUGAAUAAAGAAAACAAUUUUUUUAAAGAAAAUUUCUAUAGAAUAAAAUAUCAAACAGCAUUAUGUGACGAAAUAUGCUUUCUUUUUACGUAAUUUAUUAAUCAAAUGUAAUCAUUUUUAACUUAGACAAUUAAUGAAAAUGUUUUUCUGCGACUCGGAGUUUAUUAGUUUCUUGUUGGAUAACGAUGUUACCAAAAAAAGUAUUCUCGGAAAAAAAAGAGAGUUUUAUUAGACAUAUCACAGUAAAUGGUUCCAACUGCAGUCUCAGCUUAAAAAUUAAUUUUUGCACACAUUCAGCUAAUUUUUUCAUUAAGUCAAUUUCAAUAUUAAAUCUCUUUUUGCUAUUUUUGUAUUUAGAAAAAAAAUUUUAACACUAGAAAGUAUUGAAAUUUUAAAUAUCUGCUUUGCUGGUAAAAUCUAAUCAAUUUGAUCGAGGUUUUAAUUUUAUGAAAAAAUGCUUUUUUCUAAUGUCAGUUAAAAUCUCAGAACUUAACCUAUGAAUUUAGAUUCAUUUUUAUUCUCAAAUGUACCCUUAGGAAAAUUUCAAAUUAGAAUGUGGUGAAUACAUAGCGACAUAAUUGUAUAAUAAAAAUAACUCCCUCAUAAAUGUACUUAAAUGUACAUUCAUAAUUAUUCAAGAUAGUAACUUAAAUUCAUCUCUUUGAUAUUAAGAAAAACGCUUAUAAUGUUAUUCAAACAAAAUAUAAAAUGUCAUAACUGUAUCAUACUAGUUGGCCCCUUUAAAAAAGUAAUUGUUGAAUCUAUCUCAUAUUUUUUUAAAUAAUAAGAAAAGUAUUUAAAACCUUGUAACAGCAAUUCAAAUAUUUUGAAUCAAAAUUUCAGUAUACUAAAUGUUUUUUAAACAGAAAAGUGAUACGCAGUGUAAAAUGGUAGAAUUAUGCCAUAACAGUAGUUAUUAAAUUAGUAUAGUAGAAAUUGAUAAAAGUGUUGUCUAACUAAUACUUGACCUUCCAAAGUUUUGACUUAUUUGAAUUUUUCUAAACUCAGCAUUUGGAAACCUAAUGCUUUAGAAUGCUU